This is a messenger RNA of Didymodactylos carnosus, 1635 nucleotides long. The record is from the annotation of a GenBank genome assembly. Lineage: Eukaryota; Metazoa; Rotifera; Eurotatoria; Philodinida; Philodinidae.
AUGACAUAUGCCUUCAGUUCAUAUGUAGCAGAAAUGACAUCGAUACUUUUAUGUCAUCCACAUUCUUUGAGCAGAAUUUCGUUGACAAAUAGAUUUUUUCCUUCGCAAUAUAUAUGGAAACGUAAUGUUUCUACAUUACUUUAUCAAAAACAUGAUAAAGAUCAACAGGUGGACAUUUUAUUAAAUAUUAAAAAAAAUAGUUACUCCAUCUCGACACCAGUUCGUUUCUUGUUUAAUUUAAAAAAUCAGAAUAUAUCAUAUUUCAAUGAUUAUUUGACACCUGUAUAUCUUGUUGAACAAAAACGUUUUCGUAAAUUGAAAUAUGGUUUUGGUUAUGGAAAUUAUGGACAUAAAAAAAUUCGACCACCCGGUCAUUUUGUUACACAAUGGUUUGGCUUUAUAUUUGGUAUAGCCUCAGCCGUUUCUCUUGUUAUUUAUUUAACGAGAAAAGAAUUCAGUGAUUCCUAUGAAAAUUCGUCACAAUCUCAACAUAUACCACGUCGACCGCAUGAAUAUCAAAAACGUUUAGAUCAAUUUUUUGAUGUCAAAGCAGCGACUAUAAAUGAAUCGCUUAAAUCCACAACAGAAGACGAUAAGAAGAGGGAAGAAGGGAACGAGAGUACAAUUUAUAUGACACCGGCCGAUUUUCUUCGUUCAAUCACACCUGGUUUAAAGCAACCCGACGGUUUAGAAUUAGACAAAUUUCGUAAGUUUGAUCCACGUGAAGACAGUUGGGAAAAAUCAUUAAAUACCCAUUUAUCUUAUUCGAUGAAAGAUGAUGGACAAUCAUCGAUAUUUGAACGUAUUGGUGGUAAACAAUGUUUAAUCACAUUUUCUGAUUUCGUUUUUCUCGUUACAUUACUUUCUACACCAGCUCGCUAUUUUAAUAUUGCUUUUCAAAUGUUUGACCUGGAUGGUAAUGGCAAUUUUGAUUAUGAUGAAUUUUUAAAAUUAAAAAAUUUAAUUCGCUCACAAACGACUGUUGGACAAAGACAUCGUGAUCACGCAACAACAGGCAAUAUCUUGAAAGAAACAAGUAUUUUGAAUAAAUAUUUUUUUGGUGAAAAUCUUGAUCAAACAUUAUCGAUACAUAAAUUUUUGGAAUUUUAUGAACAAUUGCAAAAUGAAAUAAUACAUUUAGAAUUUAAUUGUUUUACAAAAUCACCUGUAAAUCCAAAUAAUAUAACCGAAUACGCUUUCAGUCAAGCAUUGUUGGCUUAUAGUGGCUUAUCAGAUAAUCAUACUAAGAAAAUGUUGAAACGUAUAAAAAAAGCAUAUCCUAUUGACACAUCAAUUGGUAUUAGUUUUGAUGAUUAUCAAAAUUUUAAUAAUUUUAUUCGAAAUAUUUAUGAUAUCGACACGGCAUUAACAUUUUUCAAUGUUGCAGGUGGAGCAAUUGAUAAACAAAUAUUUCGCCAUGUUGCUAAGACAGCGGCUAAAAUUAACUUGGAUCAACAUUUAAUCGACGUUGUGUUCACAUUAUUUGAUGAAAAUGAGGACGAAAAAUUAUCAAAUACUGAAUUUGUGAAUUUAAUGAAAAAUCGACUCGAACGAGGUUUACAAAAACCAAAAGACACCGGCUUUAUGAAAAUCUUUGCAGCUAUUACAGAAUGUGCAAAAGAAACUAUUUUUUAA